This is a messenger RNA of Microdochium trichocladiopsis, 788 nucleotides long. RefSeq lists its product as uncharacterized. Lineage: Eukaryota; Fungi; Ascomycota; Sordariomycetes; Xylariales; Microdochiaceae. The record is from RefSeq and is a predicted model, not a curated record. The transcript has a single exon. Bases 218 to 748 code for a protein of 176 amino acids.
UCCGGUCAGUCGUCGAGGGAGUACUGAGUCGUAGAACUGCUUGAAAGGGUUCGUCGUGGGUUUGGGCCGAUAAAAUGAAUGGCUGCAGGUGCUGUUUGGAAAUGGUCCCUUCCGCCGCUAGUAUCUUGGGACGUUUUGCCGCCGUCGAACAUCAAUUGGCGCGUUAAAUGGUAUGACGACGUCGUGAGGGGGUUAGGAGAUCCGAUAUUUGUUGGCAAUGAGUUCACCUUCGUGCCACAGAGCAUCAUACAAAAUAUCCGACUUCGCGAUCCAAGGGUCGCCGUCUAGCGUGCGGGAGUGCUUAUCGAUAGUAGAGCCAGAAACGGCCUCCUCCCAGAAGCUCGCUCGUGGAGCACAAUGUCAUGCAUGCGGAACUCUGAAGGAUUGUGGACAUCCUCGAAUCUCGCGCGGAUCGCUUUCAUUGGUCGGACUACUCGGCUGGCUCCCCCCGUUCAAUCAUCAGAGUGUGCGAGAGCCUCAAGCAAGAGGUGAGGGGUUUGAGCCACACGCUGAGACUUUUCAGCACGUCAAAUGGGUUGCAUCUUGUUUCGUCUUAUGUGCCUCUGGCCGAACCUUGUUUGUCCGUGCUGAGGUGCGGGCAGGACUUGAAUCGGCAAGCAAGGCAAGCUACCCGCUUUCUCGUAUGGACAAACGCCUUGCUGACAUGACAGGCAGCUGUCACCUGCCGAACACCAUAAUGCAUGGGCACUGUCCGUUAGAGUUUAUCUUGUCGCACUUGCAACCUUGAGUCUGUCAUGGUGAACAUGGAGCCGGCAUGGAGCGGAGCC